Molecule: messenger RNA, 3182 nt
Organism: Schizosaccharomyces japonicus yFS275
Lineage: Eukaryota; Fungi; Ascomycota; Schizosaccharomycetes; Schizosaccharomycetales; Schizosaccharomycetaceae
Product: 5'-methylthioribulose-1-phosphate dehydratase
Exons: 6
Coding region: 57-665 (202 amino acids)
Source: RefSeq, a predicted model, not a curated record
UCUGAAACAACAUUUUCUUCCAUACAUAGCCUUUAGUUUUUCCUAUCAUAAAUAGAAUGCAGCAAGACUUAUCCAGUGUCGUAGAAUUGGUCAUCCAACUAUGUAAACACUUUUACGAGUUAGGUUGGAUGCGCUUUGGAAGCGGAUCCUAUUGUCUUAAGUCUGGAGAUCAAUUUUUAUGCCCUAAAGAUCGAGUUCAACGAGAGUUUCUCACGAACGAUGAUUUGGCUUUAAUAAGUCUUUCAGAACCCGAGUCGACACAAGUAGAACUUGCACCUAUUUUUGCAUAUCUUAUCCGUGAGAAAGAGGCUGUAGCCAUAAUUUACUCAACCUCACAGGCUGCCGUAGCUAUUUCCACAAAUACUGAUGAGGAAUUUGUCAUCUCGGACAAGGAAAUGAUUAAAGGUAUUCCUAAAGGUACCCCCAAAGAUGGUUAUUUGUCCUGCUUUGACACGUUAAGAGUUCCAGUUAUUGAAAAUGGUGAUGUUGCCAACAUCUUGAAAUCAAUUCAACAAGUAACGCAAUUGAACUCUUCCGUCAAUGCAGUGCUUAUACGAGGACGUGGAAUCAUUGGAUGGGGAGUAACAUGGGAAAAAGCGAAAACUCAAAUGGAAUGUUACGACUAUUUGCUUGAAACAUCAUUCCGCCUCCAGACUUGGCUUUAGUUUUGCGUGAAUAAACCCAAAAGGAAAAGCAAAACGCAAUACUUACUAGAACUUGAUGUCUGGGAGAUCAUUCUGUUCUUCGUCGCUAUCCCAAGCAGCUUUCUGCAAUAACUGCGGUUUUUGAAUACUGCGAUGACCAAUUGUUGAGCUAAUAAAUUAUUAGUAUUUAUAUCAAUGCAAGGGUUAAAAAAUACAUACGCGCCGUUCCCUAAAAGCUCUUUUACGGUUCCGCGGUUUAUUUCCGGUAGCUUGCCGUGCUUCCUUUCACGCUCCUCACGUUUUAUGUCGUCCAGUAAACGAUUCCAACUACAUAUGAUAUUAGGUCGGAUGCCUCGUAUGGAGCGUAUAGUUUGCUUUAAUCCUUUGUAGCUGGAUGAAUGUGAAAUGCGCCCCGUGCGCCCUCCAAUAAGCCAUACAUCAGGCCCUGUCUCCAAAUACAUCUGCCGAUCCUUUCUAGUCUGUUGAUAUUUUUUGAACAAGUCUGGAUGCCGUUCUGUCCAAUCGUCUUUUUCGUCAAGCAAAAACUCCUCUUCCUCAACGGGUUGGCUUCGUUUCCCCAAAGAUGAUACUUUAAUAAAACCCAAAAGCGCAUUUUCUGGCAUAAAAAACUUCUUCUUUGUUUUCUUUCCGUUGCGCCUUGUAGCCACUUUGUUCUCUACUGAUUUUGAUUCUAUGUUCUCUUUAGGAAUCUCAAUCACCUUCUUAACACAUUCAGGGUUAUAUUGUUUAGGAAGAAUUCGGUAAGAUUUGUCAGAAAGAACGAUACCAUUGCCACUAGACACGUUUUCUUGAAUAACGCGAUAGGCAUCUUUGGCUCGUGCCCACUUGUUUUCUUCUUUUCCCCUCGUAAGUAACAUAGACACAUUUCCUUCACGCUUUCUGCCUGUACGACCCAUUCGUUGAAGCAUACGAAUAGGUGAAGAAGAUGCAUCGUAACAAAUAAUUAGAUCGACUUCGCCGAUAUCCAAACCCUCUUCGCCAAUGGAUGUUGCAAUUAGAGUGUUGAUUUCACCUUCGUGAAACUUCUGUACAGUCUCAUUUUGUAACUUUUGAGACAUACCUCCAGCCUUCUUUGCAGAUUGACCCACGAAAAUGGCAGAGCGAACAGUCGGUGAAUUUCUUGAAAGCAGACGAUGAAUUUCUUCUGCGCUAGAUCGAAUUUCGGCAAACACCAUGAUACGAGUAUCUUUAUUUUCUCCAAAAUGAUUCAACACAAUUUCUUGCAAAUGCUCCAGUUUUGGAUGCCCUAAGAAAUCAGGCUGUGAAAUGUAGCAACUCAUUUCACUCAUUAAAUCAAUGAAUUUUUGAUCAUGGAGAACUCGCUUCUUAUACCCGGCUCUUCCUUUCGAGCAUUCCUCUUGUAUUUCCUUCAACUUGGAGUAGAAAGGUGUGAUACCAUGGUACAAUAAUAGACCUAAUGGAUAAGCGAAGGUUACUAAAGCAUCAAAAGUGUUAAGAACAUCCCACCUCUGGUUAUUCGUGUAGCUUUGUCCUGCGGUAGCAAGAAAUUUUUGUUUCGCUUGCAAUAAAGUAAAAGCGGUAAUGUCUUUAAUAUCUCUAACCCAAUAAAGAUUACCUUUUGUGAGUUUGGUAAAGAAAGGCUCCAAUAACUCGCAGUAUCGAUCACGAAUGUCGCAGAGUAGGGGGUUUAAAUCAACGGGAUAGCAAUCGACAUUCUUUUUGUAGACAUAUUGGGCAAUAUCAAUACUGUUUUCAUUGCGAAUUUCGAUACAUGAGAUGUGAAGAGAGUCCACAAUACUCUGUACUGUGUCAAUCUUUGAUCCCGGUGUCGCAGUCAAUGCUAGCACGCGAAAGUUCCUAUUGCCCAUAUAAAUUAAUCGAACAACCUCGACAUAAGAAUAGUUACCCAAGCUGCGAUGAGCCUCAUCAACAACAAGACAUGAUAUUUUCAUUCUGUCACAUAUACCACGUUUCAGAUCAUUUUGCAACGUCUGUGGGGUUAAAAAGAACACCUUUUUCUCCUUGUAUAAUUCUGCUCGAGUAGCAACAGGAACUUGACCACUCAAUUCAGCAGUACACGAUUUUGGGAUUCCAGCUAUCUUAUAGCAUGCUUCCAUUUGCUGGGUUACAAGAGGUUUCGUUGGCGCCAGAAAAACGACAUAACUUUGGGGAAACCAACGAAGAUAGUUCAUCAUCAGCACCGCUGCAAUGAAUGUCUUUCCCAAACCUGUCGGCAGUGCGACUAGUACAUUUUGAGUCAGAGCUUUUUUAACAAUGUUGAACUGAUAAUCACGGAGUUCAAUAUUGAUUGGAUAAAUCCAGGUCUUUGCUGCCUCUGUGUCCAAUUGGUGCUGUAAAGUGAUAUUAUCCUCUGUGACAUUCCGAUUCAUAAAUUCAUCAAUAGAUUCUCCAUUUUUUAAUAUGUUUUGUGUAUUCUGAUAGGUGUCUUCUAUUUGUUGGACAGCUUCCUCAUCAAUGUCGUCCCAAUCGUCAUCACUCAAAUAAGGGUCAAUUGCCAUUUUUCGACAAGAGAACAAUAACAAACCGUCACAAGCC